This is a messenger RNA of Cicer arietinum (chickpea), 1264 nucleotides long. RefSeq lists its product as uncharacterized. The record is from RefSeq and is a predicted model, not a curated record. Lineage: Eukaryota; Viridiplantae; Streptophyta; Magnoliopsida; Fabales; Fabaceae. Gene Ontology annotation, molecular function: ubiquitin protein ligase activity. Gene Ontology annotation, cellular component: endoplasmic reticulum. Gene Ontology annotation, biological process: ubiquitin-dependent protein catabolic process.
AAUGAAAUUGUUGACAUACAAAAAUUGAAAUGAAAUUGUUGAUUAAAAAAAUCGAAAUGAAAUUGACAGAAAGAGAGAAGGAAAUCACAUUAUAGACUUAAGAAAAAUCAAAAAGGAAAAAACACAGAAGAUGUCGAUGAGUGAGGGGCCCAGAAUUCCAGAAAAACCUGGAAACUUCCACAAGUUUUCAUUUCUCUGACAAUCAAAUUAGGGCUUUUCACUCCAAGAUUCACCUUUCCCAUCAACAAAAUCUCCGUCUUCUCCCACCCCACCUAUCGAAUCGUGAAAUUUUAGGGUUUCGUGUUAUAGCUGAUAAUAAAUAAUAAAUUUGUUACAAUUGAAGAUCCAAAGGGUUACACAAAUGUCAAGUGGUUUUGGAGAAUCAACGAGAUCAUUUCCUCCAAAUCCGUCAUGUUCUUCAGGGAACAAUCCCAACAACGAUGCUGGCGAUUUUGAAUGCAACAUAUGUUUCGAUUUGGCUCAGGAUCCUGUGAUCACACUUUGUGGUCAUUUAUUCUGUUGGCCUUGUCUUUAUAGAUGGCUACAUCAUCAUUCACAUUCUCAAGAAUGUCCUGUUUGCAAAGCCCUUGUUGUUGAAGAGAAAUUGGUUCCUCUUUAUGGUAGGGGAAAAUCGCAAACUGAUCCGAGGACUAAAUCGUAUCCUGGUAUGGAGAUUCCACGUCGUCCUUCUGGACAGAGGCCGCAAACGGCGCCUCCCCCACCUCCUCCUGAGGCGAAUUAUGCUGGGUUUGGAUUGAUGGGUGGGUUUAUUCCAAUGGCAACUGCUAGAUUUGGAAACUUUACGCUUUCGACUGCUUUUGGUGGGUUUAUACCGUCUCUUCUUAAUAUUCAUUUCCAUGGCUUCCAAGAUGCUACUGUCUAUGGGACGACUUCUGGUCAUCCCUUUGGGUUUAACACGUUUCAGGGUGGGAACUCAAGAGGUUUUUCUUCGCAGGCAACUGGGCAAGUGCAGCGGCAGGAGGACAAUGUUUUGAAGAAUCUGCUUUUGCUGAUUGGUGUUUUUGUCCUUCUCACAGUUAUCUUUGUUAUGUAAUGUCGUUUUCUAAUAAGCUUUCACUGUUUUUUUAUUUUUUUUAGUUUUUAAUCUCAUAUGCUAAAUGGAAAUAUUUGUGUCUGUAAAUAUUUUAGUUGGUUUCAACAGAGAGUUCAAUCCUUGAGAAUGCUGCCUGUUAGGCUUUUUAUGAACAGUGUUAUAUAAACAUCUGUAGUUAACUUGAAUGUUGCCUGAUUUGCUUUUUCAUCA